ACAGCGACUGCCAAAGAUCCAACCCUCUUAUAAACCCAAACACACUGAAUCAAAAUCUCCAUCUCUCUCUCUUCCCCUCCAUCCGUCCGCCACAGUGAGUCAGUGAGAAGAAACUUCGCUACUAGUUCAGGUAUGGAGAAAACAAUCAGCUGGGUGUUGCUGGCGGCGGCGCUGAUCCUGGCUUUUGGGUGCUCCAAGGGGGAAUGCAAGGUGGGCGAUAAAUGUUCAUCGGACCAAGAUUGUGGAGCGGGGCUCUACUGUUUCAGUUGCCUGAAGAAAGUAACGGCCGGCGCCAUUUGCGUUCGAUCCACCACCACAAACCAGUUCCAGCUCCUGAACAAUUCUCUGCCAUUCAACAAGUAUGCAUUCUUGACAACCCACAAUGCAUUCGCCAUCGACGGUUAUCCGCAACACACUCCGAUACCUCGAGUCACCGAAACCAAUCAGGAAGACAGCAUCACCACCCAGCUUAACAACGGAGUCAGGGCAUUGAUGCUCGACGUCUACGAUUUCCAAGGCGACGUUUGGAUGUGCCAUUCCUUCAGCGGCAAGUGCUACGAUUUCACUGCCUUCGGUCCAGCAAUUGACUUCUUGAAGGAGAUCGAAGGCUUCAUGUCGGCAAACCCAUCGGAGAUCGUCACCAUCAUCCUCGAAGACUACGUCAACGCCGACAAAGGCCUGACCAAAGUCUUCACCGACGCCGGUCUCAUGAACUACUGGUUCCCUGUCUCCGGCAUGCCCAAGAACGGCGGGGACUGGCCGCUGGUCAGCGACAUGGUGAAGAACGACCAGCGCCUGCUCGUCUUCACCUCGAUUUCGUCCAAGGAAUCGAGCGAGGGCAUCGCUUACCAGUGGAAUUACAUGGUCGAGAAUCAAUGUAAAGUGUUUUCAGUUCAUGGAUUGAGUGAGCUUUAAUUAACUCGUUGAGAUGGCAGAGGAGAAGGACUUGAUUGUCAAAUUUUUUUUUAUUGGGGGAGCAGAUGGGGAUGGAGGGAUGAAAUCGGGUAGCUGCCCGAACCGGGCGGAAUCUUCGGGUAUGAACGACACGACGAAGUCGCUUGUGCUGAUGAACUACUUCAGGUCGACGCCGAUGAAGGAGCUUGCUUGUGGGGAUAACUCUGGCGGUGUGAUGGACAUGAUUUCCACUUGUGAAGCUGCUGCGGGGAACCGAUGGGCCAAUUUCGUGGCCGUCGACUACUAUAAGAGAAGUGAAGGUGGAGGAGUGUUUGAAGCUAUGGACACUCUGAAUGGGAAGCUGCUCUGUGGGUGCAAUGACGUUCAUGGCUGUGUGGUAAGCACUAGAACUAGUGAUCAUGGCUUACAAAUUUUGUUAUUCAAACGAUGACAUGUAUUACAUGUGAAACUCGACUAUUAACGGUUACACCUAAUGUUUCUAGUCCGAACAAACUCAUAUUCGUCCAUUCGCGAUUGGGUUGAAUGUUAAACGAUUUUAUUAGAGUCUGCUCAUUUGACUCGUGAUUGAGUACGAUAUAACGAGUCGCGAUAAAUACAAUGUGUCCCUGGAUGGAUGGGUAUCUCUAAUCACACUGACCUUGCUUGCGUGUACUUUGUAGGCUGGAUCAGAUUCAGCGGCCUGCAAUCCUUAACAUUUUGCGGCCCAAUGUGGAGGCCCACAGUUGCAAUUUUUGGAUAGAAUUCAAGCAACAACAGAAAACAUGUAUGUAUGUAGGAAAUCACUCAGCAGUCAGCACAUGAACUUCAAAAAGAAGCUAUACAAUUCUUUAUUGUUAUCACCUCAAACAUCAUUAGUGUGGAUUAUUUGCAAAUCCUUGAAUGAAAAAAAAAGAGAGAAAAAAAAUUGUGUCAUUGUUUGGGGGCUCUAAUACUUGAGCUUAUGUAACUACUAAAAUAGAUGAGCAAGUUAUGUGUAAAGUAUCGAUAUGUGAUAGUAUUCAACAUGUUACGAGAUUUUAAUUAUUUA
This is a messenger RNA of Linum tenue, 1942 nucleotides long. NCBI's taxonomy places the organism in Eukaryota, Viridiplantae, Streptophyta, Magnoliopsida, Malpighiales, Linaceae. The record is from the annotation of a GenBank genome assembly.